GGAAGCUUGCGGGAGCACACUGAGCCAGAGUGGAACAUUCUCCGCCAUGGGAGAAGGUUGAGCCUGAGGUUCUCAGAGCCGGAGCGAUGCGUUAUAAAAGGAUGGCAGCAGGAAAGGAUCUGGCUUGUAAUCUGCCUGGAGACCUAUGUGAUACUUCUUAUAAGACCUGGGUCACCCAUAUUGGGAGAAUGGUGGGUUUUGGGGGCUUCACUGAGAAAAAGGAGUCCACCGUCAUAGACUGACAGCAAAUAAAUGUCUAUCCAGAGAUGUCAGACGUCAACCUAAUCCAGCAAAUUCUCCCAAGCUUUCAGUUCAGAGGUCCACCUGCCUCUGCCUCCCAGUGCUGGGAUUAAAGGCUGAAGCUCCUGGCACACUCCAAUUGGUACCCUGCUGCUCAAAAAGAUGUAUGUGGCAGUUCUCCAAAAACCGCUGCUUGGGUAUCUCUUCACCCUCAUAGUCCUGCAGCUGCCCAAGAUGAAUGCAGGUCACUUUGAAGUCCUUGGACCCCUGGAGCCCAUCUUGGCCUUAGUGGGUGAAGACGCACUGCUCGCUUGUCACUUCUCACCCAGUGUGAGUGCUGAGCACAUGGAGCUGCGCUGGUUCCGGAAUACAUUCUCGCCUGCGGUGAUGGUGUACCGUGAAGGACAAGAGCUGGAGGAAGAGCAGAUGAUUGAGUAUCGUGGGCGGGUGACACUAGUGAAGGAUAACAUCACUUUGGGGCACGUUGCUCUGAAGAUACACCAUAUCAGAGCAUUUGAUGAAGGGGUGUAUGGGUGCUUCUUCAGGGAUAAACAAGACCAAGGAGAAGCCUUCCUCAUUCUGAAUGUAGCUGCUGUGGGCUCGGAUCCUCACAUCAGUAUGAAAACUCAAGAGAAUGGAGAGAGGGAGCUGGAGUGCACCUCCUCAGGAUGGUACCCAGAACCUCCGGUGCAGUGGAGGACAGCCAGCGGAGAGAAGUUGCCAUCCACAUCAGAGUCCAGGAAGCGUGACGAGGAAGGCCUGUUCACUGUGGCGGCUUCGAUAACCAUCAGAGACAGCUCCAUAAGGAACGUGUUCUGCUGCAUCCAGAAUAUCCUCCUCGGCCAGAAGAAGCAAGUAGAGAUCUCUGUACCAGUUUCCAAUUUGGGUCCUGUCUCCCGUAAAGUUCUUCUUGAAAUGAUCCUCCACUUCAACCUGGGCAGAGUAUUAACUCAGACUAAGCAAGCCAUUCCCUCACCGUCUUCCUCAUUCUGGGUUGUCACAUUGCUGUUGCUGUCAGCAUUCCUGGGCCUUACGGGAAUAUAUGUUGCUUGGAAAAAAUGCAGGACAAGACACAGACAGAGAAAUGGCACAGUUGACUGUAUAGAAUGGAGAUUUGCACGGCCACAUGCAGUUGACGUGACUCUGGAUCAGGACACGGCCCACUCCCACCUUGUUGUGAGCGAAAGUUUAAAAUCAGUUCACCUGGAAGCCUCACGUCAAACAUUACCUGAUAGUCCAGAGAGAUUUGACACCUGGCCCUGUGUGUUAGGGCGUGAGAACUUCACUUCAGGGAAAUAUUACUGGGAGGUGGAGGUGGGACAUAGGCCUGACUGGCUGUUAGGGGUAUGUAAGAAGAGUGUCAAGAAGGAUGGAUUCAUACUCAUGUCUCCCAGGAAUGGUUUCUGGGUCAUGGAGUUGUCUCAUGAGCACUACUGGGCUCUCAAUCCGCGUAGAGACCUUCUCUAUCUGUCAAAUGUCCAUCGGGUUGGGAUUUUCCUGGACUGUGAUGAAGGAAUUGUCUCCUUCUACAAUGUGAAUGAUGAGUCCCUUAUUUAUACUUUCCAAGAAUGUUCUUUUUCUGGCCCUGUUUGUCCUUUAUUCUGCUUGUGGUCUUGUGAGGGGCUUCCCCUGACCAUCUGUCCAGUUGACUCUGAAGCACACCAAGUAAUGGUUGACAACACAGUCCAUCCACAGGACCCCUUAAGCAGCCAUUUGCUCCAACCAGGGGCAUCUCCUGCUCAUCCUCUUCUGUCCCCUUCUCUGGAGGCUGCUACUGUCACUUGUCCUCUAGACCCUCAGUGACUUUUUUUGGAGAGGGUCAGAUUUAAGUAAACUGUAUUGGCAGAUUGUGGGGGAGUUUGUAACAAGCUUCAGACAAACCACGUUUUAGAAGUUUAAGAAUACAGUCUGAUGCCACAUGAUGAAAAACCAGUUAUGGAAGAGUGGCGGGUAACAACUUAGUGUCCAGAAGAGAUGAGAAACAGGGCAGAAUGUUUGCAGGGAAUACCAAGGGGCAGGGACAUUGAGAGUGAGAUGGAAGUGGACCAAGAGUUGUUGGGGUAAUCUUUUUGUGCCCUGUGUCAAGGUCUCUCUAUUAUUCCAUUGUUAAUUCUGUACAGGCAGAUAGCUGAAUACUGUUGGACUUUGGUAUUGUUAUUCUUUAAGGCUCAGCAUCUACAUUAUCUUUUGUAAAGAGCCUUAUUCCCUUACUUUUUGAUUGGCUUAAAAAAGAUCUGGAGGCCAAAUCUAGAGGGGAUAGGAAUGAGGGACUUUCAGGCUGGGAGAGGGUCUCUGGGAGAAGAAUGAGAUGUCAGCAUGAGAUGGAGAGGAACAGGUGUCAGGACUGAAUGAGAAAGGGAUAAUGGAUCACGUUGCAGGGUUGUGGACUAGAAUAGUCAGUUAAGUUAAAUGAGCUAGCUAGGAAGUAGCCAAGUUAUAAUAAAAAUAAUAAGUCUCUAUGUCUUUAUCCUGACUGUUGGCUGGUUGAGAAAGUGCUGAAAUAGUGAAUCAGGAAGCACCUGGGAAUUCUGCCGAUGACUCUUCUUGUCUCAAAUUCCAUAUCCAACAAAGGAGCAAAAUCUCUGUUAGGUUCUGCUGAACAGGCUAACAGAAGGAGAUGGAAAAAUGCAGGAGGAGAAGCUCUCCAGCAUGGCUGCUAUGCAGGCUACUUUAUAUCAGCCUACAAACUAGAGUCACUAGGCUGGAGAGAACCUCAGCUGAGACAGAAUACCUCACAAGACUGGGCUGCAGGCAAGCCUGUAGAGCAUCUUCUUAAUUCAUGAUGGAUGGGGUGGGAGGGUUGAUCCAUUGUAGGUGGGACCACGGUGGGCUGGUGGUUCUGGGUUCUAUAAUAAAACAGAUUGAGCAAGCCAUGGGGAGCAAGCCAGGAAGCAGCACUCCUCCAUGGCCUCUGCAUCAGCACCUGCCUACAUGUUUCCCCCCUGUUUGAGUUCCUGUCCUGUCUUCCUUCAAUGAUGAACUACUAUGUAGCAGUGUAAGCCAAAUAAACCUUUUCUUCCCCAA
Messenger RNA from Meriones unguiculatus (Mongolian gerbil), 3264 nucleotides. RefSeq names its product butyrophilin subfamily 1 member A1-like. Lineage: Eukaryota; Metazoa; Chordata; Mammalia; Rodentia; Muridae. Gene Ontology annotation, biological process: T cell receptor signaling pathway; regulation of cytokine production. Bases 403 to 2043 code for a protein of 546 amino acids. Gene Ontology annotation, molecular function: signaling receptor binding. The record is from RefSeq and is a predicted model, not a curated record. Gene Ontology annotation, cellular component: external side of plasma membrane. The transcript has 9 exons.